Glossina fuscipes is the source of this 946-nucleotide messenger RNA. RefSeq names its product INO80 complex subunit E. NCBI's taxonomy places the organism in Eukaryota, Metazoa, Arthropoda, Insecta, Diptera, Glossinidae. Gene Ontology annotation, biological process: chromatin remodeling. The record is from RefSeq and is a predicted model, not a curated record. Bases 179 to 946 code for a protein of 255 amino acids. The transcript has 3 exons. Gene Ontology annotation, cellular component: Ino80 complex; nucleus.
ACAUAUUGGCAUUAGCUAUCAGGGCUGUAUUUUUUUGCUGUUUUUUAUAUAAAUUUCUUGCGAAUAAUUACUACUGCUAUUUUCUGGACAUAUAAGCCACAUAUUUAUUGGCUUGGUCCAUCUUAACUCAACGUCCAAAAAAAAAAGCCUGAAAUUGCUUGAUUUUUGUAAAUUUUUCAUGCUGGACGGCUGGUAUUGUCGUACAUUGGCCAACGAACAGGCCACGGCCAGUCAACAAAAUGAUCACACCGAUCCGAAUGAGGAAAACGAUGACACUGAGAGCGAUAGCCAAUAUAAUGAUGGAAUUCAGCCAAGAUCUUCUAAUGCGGCGGUCGAUUAUAAAGCCCAAUACCGUUAUCUAAAAAAGAAACUCAAGUUUCUCAUUUACGAGAACGAAUUUUUUCAAGACGCCUUGCGCUCUAACCAGCGCCGCUUGCUGAAAGUAUCCAGAGAUCGUGCAUUUUUAUUGGAUCGUUUACUUCAAUAUGAAAAACCCGAGAAUUCUUCUUCCGAAAGUGAUGAAACGGAGGAAUCUUCUGAAGAUGAUAUCACAAAAGAAACAAAAAGGAGAAAAUUGGAACCAAACGCGAACGGCACAACCGUUGGCUCUACUAGAGGACGAAAAAAGAAAGUUGUUCUACCGCCUACUAAUAACGAUGUGAAUAUUGAAAAAUCUACCGCUGCUUCUCAACAGUCAGACGAGCCGCUGCCACAACGACAACAACUCAUUACAACGCAACAUAUAAGUUCAAGCGAACUUGAGCGACAGUUAUCCAAACGUCCUAUAAUGGAUAUGAUACCAGAGAGAGCACCAGCUACAGUACCUGUUGAAAUGUUUAGUAAUGAACCCUCGUUAGAUAGUGAACCCAAUGAGCAACUAAUUGAUGGAGGAUCGCCUACUCAUGUAGCAGCUGAAGAAUGUGUGCCCAUGGAAUACAGUAAUUAA